Messenger RNA from Adineta ricciae, 1275 nucleotides. NCBI's taxonomy places the organism in Eukaryota, Metazoa, Rotifera, Eurotatoria, Adinetida, Adinetidae. The record is from the annotation of a GenBank genome assembly.
AUGAGUAUAAUUUCUGAACAAUCACGCGGAGAUCAUGGUGACGCGCGAUCCGUACAAUCGUUAGCAGUUGAAAGUGUGCGACGAGUUUCACCGACUCAAAGUCAAUUGACGCAACAACGAUCUUCUUCUCAAGUCGAUAAUAUUGAUCGUAGCGGACGUAGCGAACGUCAUCGUAUUCAACGAAGUAGUUCAUCAUCAAGUACGCGCAGUGCAUCAACAGCUGGUGCUCGCCGAAUCAGCGGUCGAGCAGAUGGACCAGUUGUUGCUGGUUCCUACCAACAAUAUUCCGCUGAAAGUGGUUAUUCUUACGGAGGAAAUGGUGGCAACGGAAACGGACAAAACGGAGGUUCUUCCAAUGGACUCUACGGUGCGGCGGGUGCCUCAUACGAAGGAAGCAGUGGUUCAAUGGGCUGUCCACCAGCCGGUGAAGGACAACGACGACCAGGUCGUCAUCGUCGUCAAGUUAUUCGUUGUCCCGAACAACCUGCCGGACCACCACGUCAAAUACGUCGUCGUCUUCCAACUCCUGAACCAGACACAUUAGAACGAGUUUACAUCCAACGUACAGCUGCCGAAUGUAUAGAAGAAAUUACUGAAAUUCCAACUACCCCACCACCACGUCUCCAAGAACGAACAGUUGUCGAACCAGCUGGCCCACCUCAAGUAGUUAAACGUGUAGUUCGCGUACCACCGCGAAGUGGUUCAGGUCCUGCUCAACAACCAAAUCCACCGCCAGGUUGUGGAGGUGCACCUGAAUUGACCGGCACUCAAAGCUAUGGCAACAUUCCACAGGCUGCCAACGGUGCCAUACAGCCAGCUGGUGCCAGUUAUUCGGGCGGAUACAGUGCAGGAGCGACCAGCAGUGCUAGUUACGGUUCAGCUAGUGGUGGUUACAGUACUGGCGGAGCUGAUUACAGUUCAGCAUCAGCUAGUUAUGGUGCACCAAAUGCUAAUUAUGGUGCUGGUUAUCCUGCUGUUCCCACCGGUGCCUUUGGUGCUUCUUCUGGUGCAUACGGUGCUGCCCCUCCUGUUGGUGCCUACGGUGCUACUCCUAGUAGCGCGUAUGGCCCUACCCCUACUAGUGCAUAUGGUACUGCUGGUGCUGGCUUCGGUGCCGCUGGUUAUGGUGCAGCUGGUGCUGGCUAUCCUCCUACUCCUGCACAAGCUCAACCACGUAUACCGCCACAUGCUAUCUGUUUCACUGUUGGUGGUGACGGUCGUUCUCAGCCGAUGCCACCCAUGGGUUGUCAUGCUGCCUACUGUUUUUAUGUUUAA